GCAUUUCGUGUAGAGGUUAGUUUAGCUGCGGAUCUCAUGUCAAAUGUGUCAAAUUCUUUCGUGUUCUUUCAUUGUCUUUCUUUUCUUAUAAAACUGAGUUUAUUCGUAAGUUGUGUCGUUGCAAAAAUUUUCUCCAAAGUGUCACAAUAAAAAUUUACUAUAAAAUAUUUUUACAAUAAUUUUAACAUUUGCAGUUUUCCGCAUUUUUGCCGAAGUGCAGAUCAUUUCCCCACAACUUGUGAUAUAGAUAAAGUGCUUUUAUUGAAAGUGACUAUAUAAUAUUAUUAAAAUUUUAUAGUGAUGUUCUUUUAAACAUUAUAAAUCUAAAGUAAUAGUGUUUAAACGUGCAAUUCUUAAAGGUGCCGAAUUAUAAUCCAGCAUCUUUCGACUGAUAUAAAAUUUUAAAUAUAAUUAAUAUACAAGUAUAUUUUAAAGAAAGUAUAAAAAAUGACAUUCACAAUGAUUACUGGAGUAAUGACAUCAGUCUCCUUGAGGAGAUGUUUUUACUUGUCAGCAGUGGUUUUGGUGCUUUCAACAUUAAUGGCAGCAGUUAUAAUUGUAAAAUUAACACCAUUGGAAUCAAUUAAAUGUCAACCUCAUCCGGUUACACCGGGUGUCGAAUGGAGUACGGUUGUGAAUCAACAAAUUGAUCCUAUAACAACACCGAAAGUAAUUGAAAAUAAUGAUCAAAAGGAAAUGAACAACAGAAGAUAUAAAGAGAUGAGAGAGAAAAGUGUUCAAAAUAAAAUUGCUCGUAUGUCACGACGUAUGAGAAAUAAGAUUCUUCCACUUUUAAAUAGUUCCGUUAUUGUCGAACCCAAUUAUAAUAUUCAUAUAUUUUAUUAUCCUUGGUAUCGAUCCAAGGAAUACGAUGGAAAUUGGAAGCAUUGGAAUCAUGAUUAUUUGCCAAACUGGAAAAAAAAUGAUAAAAGAAUCUUUCCACAAGGAAGUCAUGAUCCCCCGGCCGAUAUUGGUGCUAAUUUUUAUCCUGAUUUGGGUUGUUACAGUUCUUUUGAUCCCAAAGUGAUUGAUUUGCAUAUGAAGCAAUUAAAAGACACGGGAAUUGGCGUUGCAAUUGUUUCAUGGACUCCUCAAACAGUCGCCGAUAAUACUGACAUAUUAAUGCCAGACUUAUUGGAUGCAGCACAUCGUUAUCAAUUAAAAGUUGCACCACAAAUAGAACCAUACGAGGGAAGGAAUCCAAUUAAUUUACUGGAUCAUAUAAAAUAUUUAUUCACAAAUUAUGGAUCGCAUCCUGCGCUUUAUAGACUAAAAAGAGAAGACGAUGGAGCAAUUUUACCAGUUAUUUACAUUUACGACUCGUACGUUUUUCCAUCCAGUGCUUGGUGGGAAUUAUUAUCGGAGAGAGGAAAUUUGACUUUAAGAGGCUCAGAAAUGGAUGCUUUUUAUAUAGGUUUAUUAGUGGAAUCUCAGCACAAAAGUCAUAUUAAAAAAUCACAUUUUGAUGGAUUUUAUACUUACUUCGCGGUAAAUGGCUUCAGCUAUGGAAGUACCUGGAAAAAUUGGAAGGAUUUGAAUAAAUUUGCCGUUCAAAAUAAACUUCUCUUUAUUCCAAGUGUUGGGCCCGGCUAUGCAGAUACACAGGUACGUCCUUGGAACAUGGAUAACACGAGGCCACGUCGUCAUGGACAAUAUUAUGAAGUUGCAUGGAGAACUGCUUUAAGUAGCGGAGCAACGACAAUUUCAAUAACUUCAUUCAAUGAAUGGCAUGAAGGAACACAAAUAGAACCAGCAAAACCAGCAAGUAACAAAGACUUUACAUAUUUAGAUUAUGAACCAGAAGGUCCUAAUUUUUACCUAAAUUUGACCAAACGGUGGGUUCAACAAUUCACGGAAAGAUACAAAGCUCAAUAAGUAUAAAAAUUAUUAUUAUUAUUCUAUAACGACGUAUUUUAAUCUUCUAUACAGAAAAAAAAGAACUUUUAUCCAUUCAUCAUCAAGCAUAUCUGUUACAGAUAAAAUUCAUCAUGUCUCUCUAAUAUAAAAUUUCUCUUCAAGUAUUUUGAAAUUUUACUCAUUUUUCUAUUCGUCUCUCGAAAAAGUUGAAAAUUUUUAAAUUUUUGAAGAGAACAAGUAUUUUUACCAAUUUAAAUAUAAAAAAAAUAUGAUGCUAAUAGAGUCUGGAGAUAACAAUAUUAAUACAUAAUAAUUCGGGGAAGAAUAAUCGAUACUUCGGGUCUAUUAAAAAAUGUUGUGAUAAAUAUUAUGAAAAAGUCGCAUUUAAUUGAUUACUAAUUUAUUAAUGUGUCUAUUGUUAAUUUUUAUUAAAAUUUGGAAUUUUGUUAGAAAAAAAACAAUAUUUUAACAAACGUAUUAUAUUUUUGAAUAUCAAGAAAAAAUAUUUAAAUAAUUUUCUUUUUCAGAUUUAAUAUUAAUUAUUAAACAAAAAAUAUUAUUUAAUAAUUAAAUUAUACCUUCUUUUUUUAAAAAUAUUUUUAAGACUUAACUCUUUCUUUUUCAGCAUUAACUGACUUAGAGAAUCAAUUUUUCUUGUCUUUAUUAUUAUAAUAUCAACCAAGUGAUAAUAUUGAUGAAUUUAAUAAUUUCUUUUUAGAGAAAUAUAAAAAACAUUCUUUCACUCUUUCUUCAAUAUUUUAUACUCUAAUACUUAAACUGUCUUAAGCAGUUUCUUAUAUAAAAAAAAAUAUUUAUGG
Molecule: messenger RNA, 2675 nt
Organism: Leptopilina boulardi
Lineage: Eukaryota; Metazoa; Arthropoda; Insecta; Hymenoptera; Figitidae
Product: glycoprotein endo-alpha-1,2-mannosidase
Exons: 5
Coding region: 448-1875 (475 amino acids)
Cellular component (GO): Golgi apparatus
Molecular function (GO): alpha-mannosidase activity
Source: RefSeq, a predicted model, not a curated record